This is a messenger RNA of Cinara cedri, 339 nucleotides long. NCBI's taxonomy places the organism in Eukaryota, Metazoa, Arthropoda, Insecta, Hemiptera, Aphididae. The record is from the annotation of a GenBank genome assembly.
AUGAUGACAGGGCUCAAAAAAGGUGAUGCGCUAUCUCCAUUACUGUUCAACAUAACAUUAGAGAAAGUGAUUCGUAAGAUACAAAAUACUAUACUCGGAAUCAAUAUAAACAAAACCACAUUGGAUGUACUCGGUUUUGCUGACGAUCUGAACCUAAUGGGAGAAAAUAAAAACACGGUAGUUGAAAAUACAAAAACACUCAUCCGUAAAGCAAAGAAGAUUGGCUUAGGAGUAAAUGAGGGAAAAACGAAAGUAAUGGAAACAGUAGCGGAGUGUGGUGAAGAAAAUUGUACAGUAGAUAACUAUGUGUUAGAGAAAACCCAAAUUUUAAGUAUUUAG